Messenger RNA from Pararge aegeria (speckled wood butterfly), 5711 nucleotides. RefSeq lists its product as uncharacterized. Gene Ontology annotation, molecular function: DNA-binding transcription activator activity, RNA polymerase II-specific; RNA polymerase II transcription regulatory region sequence-specific DNA binding. Gene Ontology annotation, cellular component: nucleus; cytoplasm. Bases 383 to 3403 code for a protein of 1006 amino acids. The transcript is spliced from 9 exons. NCBI's taxonomy places the organism in Eukaryota, Metazoa, Arthropoda, Insecta, Lepidoptera, Nymphalidae. The record is from RefSeq and is a predicted model, not a curated record. Gene Ontology annotation, biological process: positive regulation of transcription by RNA polymerase II.
AUCGUUCGUGCUGCACGUGUCGCGCGGCGUUCCAUCGCUUCCGAUCGCGAAAAAAGUUUAACACACGAAACUUUCUUGAGACUUUCCUUUCAACCAGACACUGUUGAAGUGGAACUGUCUUGUUUUAGACCUUUUUGUCUGGUGACCUUUUCGUAUAACCGGAAUUUUGGUUAAUCGGUAUCCCGAAGAACGGGUUUGGUACCCUGGUCGCAGGAUCGUGUUGUGAUAACUUGAUUUUCAGUGUUUUCUGUGUUGAGUGUGACCGGAUUUUUUCAUUGCCAUUUUACUGAUCGGUUUGUAUUGACUGGUCUCUGCCUCUUAAGGUCGGCUGCAGAUAACUGUGCUGUCAAACGUUUCAAGCAUGCCGCCGCCCGCCUAAGUAAUGAGCGGCCGCGGAGCGGGGGGGCAGCGCUGCCAGCUAAUCCUGCAGCGUUGCCUCGCGAUCCACCUCACCAAGCCGGGCAACGCGCCAGAUGACUUCUGGAUGUAUGAUUCUGGCUAUCUACUAUUCCAGAGUUUCCUGGCCGCAAAUGCGAAAUGCUGGUGGGCGGGGGCCCUCGCAGCCGCUACCGCGGAGCUCCGCUACGCUGGCUACGUGGCCCCCGGGGUCCUCCUGGUGGCGGGGGCCCCGAGAGCAUUGGAGACCGUCCGGGGGGCCUACUCUCGCUCAGUGUUGAAACCACCACCAACUUACCUCAUUUGCGGGCUUGGUGACAUAGAAGACUGCAUCGUGACGCCUGCGUACCAGGGCCAGUUCACGCCCCUUCCCGAAGCGCUCUGCGACUGCAUCAUGGAUCUCACGUCACAGGGGCAAUCCGCAACACUAGAAAGUAUAAGAACCUCACUCUCGUCGAAGUUCCCCUCGAUGCAGACACCCUCUCAAGAGGUAGUCUACGACACGCUCGCUCAACUGAUGCAGGAACGAAAAAUCUACCAGACAUCCAGAGGAUUCUUCAUCGUGACACCCGAGCGACGACGUUCCCGAUCCCGUUCUUCCUCCCGCCAUCACUCCACCGAGGAUGAGUGCAGUUCUCCCCGCACCAUCCUCAUGUCAGACCAAGAAGCCUUACACCAGCUUUACGGGGAGAUCACCACUGUGCGAGAUGGCGCCGUCACGCAUCAGUGCGUGCAGACCAAUCUAGCUGAUGUUAUAUGCGGAGGUAACCCCAACGACAAAGUCCUCUACGGUAGGCCAAACAAACGCCGAAGUGCCUCUUUCCCCGCGCCCCGCUCUCUCGACCGCCGCCACUCGCUGCGAAUCUUCGGCUCGUCCAGCAAGUACUUGCAGCGAUGCGCAUCUACUCGCAGCUUGCACCACAAACACGCGAACACGACCGAUAGCUCGUCUUCCACCGACUACCCACCUAGCGUUGAAUCUGCAUCGCCCAAGAAAGUGUCGUUGCUCUCCCGCUUAUUCAGACGAAGCGGCCGCAGCAAGCAGACCCGCGCGAUGAGCACGUUCUCUGCGCAGUUCCCGCCCACCGAGUGGUUCAACUCCAAGGCGGUGCAUCUCCACUGUGUCGCUACACAAACCGACUCUAAGGAGUCGCUGCAGAGUCAAACAUCAUACGUGUCGUCAUACUAUGAUGGUUCGGAGAUCAGCAAUCGGUCGUCAACGCUUCCGAGGAGGCACAAAAGACAUCUAUCCACAGAGUCAGGACUCGCAACUUCCAUGCAAUACGACCACUCGCCCGUUAGACAAUCAAGCCCAAGUUCUGGCAGUCUUCCAAGAUCAACACUGAGCAGAAGUUCAACCAACAAAACUAUACUAGACCAUUUUGGGUCACCACAAAGAAACAGCGACCCAAAACUACGAGAAAGCCCAAACGGAAGUUUACGGCGUGUGGACUAUUCAGAUAACGUAAUGUCCACGAGCGGCCCAUCGAGCUUGGAGAGUACGAAUACUCAUCGAACACCAAGGAAAGAGAGUAAAAACGGUCAAAUGGACCUCAAUAUGAAAAGGAGUUAUCACACAAGCAGCAGUGGUCACUCCAGUCUAGAGUCGCACAUAUCCGACCGUACUUUAAAACCUUCACCUAGUCAUAGUAAUGGAGGACCAGGUUUAAGCAGAGCACAAUCACUUGUUAAAGUUCAAAGUCUACAAAGUUCACCGAAAAGUUUACACAAGUAUAGAACAAAACCACCAAUUAUUGGCGGUGAAUCGAUGAAGAAUGGUAAAAGUACAUCACCAAGAACUUCGCCAAAAAACUGCCCAAACACACCCAAAAAAACUGCUACACCAUUGCACAACAAAACCCUCGGUUCCAAAAUAGAUAACCCCGCUACAACAAUGCUUGCUAGUUCUAAUUCCAAUAAUUCAAUUACUCUAAAAGUCACCACCAAUACAAUGUCUCAAAAUGGUGGAACGAACACCAAAGUAUACGUUCAAAACUCUCCAGUUAGAUCCGUAAUCACUUUUGAAAAUGGCAAAGUUACUGAGGCCAGUAAUGGGAGUAACAUUUAUAUUAUUAACGACGAUAGACAAGUUGUAUCAGUCUCCCAAAACGGGGGAACUAAUCAAACAACAAAAAAUCCAACAGAAACAUCUUUCGAUGUUUGUGUUGAGAAAAAGAAACAAAUAUACCAAGAGGCAGAACCUGUGAAAGUACAAGAAAAUAAGUUCAAUAAGAAUUCUAUGAACGACACGGGUAUGAAUAACAACCGAAAACUCUCUUUACAAAUUGGCGGUGUAGCUAAUAACAAUAGUUUUAUCUACAAAAAUCAGUUAAAUAACACAAAUGAAGUUGCAUCUAACCCGGCAUCGCCAGCCAUUCAUAACAACAUACACAAUAUAGAAACAUGCACUAAUAGCAAUCCAUCUACUCCAACUAAAAGUUACGAUAAUGUAAUCGGAUCGUUAGGGAAUUUGAGAUAUCAAAAAAACGCUCUAACGUCAGCGAAUAGCGGAAUACAUGCGAAUAUAAAUUCGAAUAGCGAACUAAAGAGUGUCGAUUUAUUGAAGAAAGCAGCGGCUUUACAAAUGCUAAAUGGGCUUCCAAAUGUACAUAAUAGAAUGAGCUCAGAGUCGAUAGCUAACUUAUUGACGAAAGGUAUCGAUCAAAAACCAACAGUGCUGGGUUCAGAACCAAAUCUAGCACUGAAGAAUCAAGAGCUGAUAAAGGAUAUAAAUACUUCUACCGAGAAAAUUCACUGCUUGGAUAACAAACAAAAACGGUACAGCCUUAGUCAGGAUGGCAAGAAAGAACACCAAGAUUUUUAUAAUUUUCCAAGUCUUAGCGACUUGAGCUUUAAUUUCACUAGUUUAGCCGCACAAAAGAUUUUGAAAGGGGUCAGUAUAAAUAGUGUGGACACAUUGGUUGAGCUGAACAUGGCAGCCAAUGGUUCGGAAAAGCAAAACAAUCGUGAUGUCGCAGCUGUGUGCACGGACUUUGGCCUUGUAUAGCAUGUAGGACAUUGUUUAUUUUGUUUAAAUGUAAAAUAGUAGGGUUAAUCACUACACAAUGUAAGCUAGUUAAAACUUAUUUUUAAUAACUUCAUAACAUACCUUAGAUAUGCACUAAUAUAUUUAGUUCAAACUUUGUACUCGAGAUUUUGUACUCUCAAUUUACGAAAUUACUUAUUACUCCAUAAAAUAUCUUUUCAUGUAUCCCUUUAUGGCUUUAGUCUUUAUUAACCUAUCACCUACAUCAGCGUUUCUUCGCCUACUUUUUGUGGCAGAUUCCCAUUGACAAAGUUUGUCCCAAAAAGGUACUGAUCCUGGACGAAAUAAUAAAUAUUAAUAAUAACCAGUCAAACAGUGAUUGGAAGAGGUAGGGCAAUAUAGUAUAGGAAAGGCUUGUGGGACAUUAUGUUACAAUUAAAAAACAAUACUAUACAAACUAUUAAAGCUAUCCCAUUCUCUUGCAAUAGAUAUUUUUUUUUACGAUUUAUCAAUGGUGUUAAAUUACCAGCAAUGGUUAAAGUGUGUCUAGAGUAAUUUUUGAUACACGAUUAUAAACUAUUAUUAAAAUAUAUUACUUAAAAUGAUAAAUUUCAUAUUACUUGAACUGACUUAAACUUUUAACUACAUAUUAUUAGAUUUUUCCAUAAUAUUCAAAUUUUUUAAGUUACGAUUAUAAACUAUAUAUUAGGAUAUUUUUUAUAUUAAGAUAACAUCAUGAAAUUCCACUACCUCAUCCAAUCACAAGUAUAGUUUAAUGGAUUUGACAUACUUUUGACUUUGAUUUCCAGUCGAUUUGACGGUAAUGCCUCUAUGUCUCUUAAUAUGUCCCAUUACACCUUUGUAAUAUAUAUUACAAAAUAUUUUACUUAUAGCAUCUUUUUGGGAGAGGCUCAAAGGUGUGCUGCAAGCUUUAAGCUAGCUUUGCAAUUACACCCUGGGCUCUGAACACCCCAGGUCAAGAAAUGCUGAUCUAUACUAUUAAUCUAGACUUAUCAUUCAGUAUUCAUUGAAAUUAUUGUAACAUUCAGUUAAUGAUAGUUUGUAACAUAUUGCGAAAGUUAUGCGACAAUAAACAUUGUUUCAUGUAAAUCAAAUGUGGCCUAAAAACACCCAUCCAAAUGUAAUUUAGUGCCUAUAUAAUUGAUAAUUAGAAUUGUAACCGUCAUCAUUUGUAGUAAUCUAUGUGUAUCUAAAUUUUACUAGCUUUUAGCACACACUAUGCAGUAUAAAGGGAAAAGAUGGAUCACCAUACACAUAAAUAUGUUUAUAUAUAAACAAAUUGAAUUAUAGUAAAUAUUUCAUUCUGACGGAGUUGUUAAUUCUUUCUUCAAACUUGUUAAGGAGGAUUAAUAAGGCUCUAGUUAUUUUACCCACAGAGAAAUGUAGUUCUACAACUAUGCCUACAUCUAUUGGCACUGGAGAUUCUAUCUUUACCACUAUUUAAUCAUUUUUAUGCAGUUUUUGUAUUACUAUGCAUAAUCUCAGAGCUGUAUAGCAAUCAAUCUUUUCCCUAUGUCUGUGUAUAUCUAUCACAAGUUUACCUUCUUCACAUAAGCACUUCUGAUUGUGCCAUCACAAUUUUUCCAGUGAAAUAGUUGAGUACAAACUAGAUUACAUCUCUUAUGAAAAACCGAUUCCAUCCAAAGAUGGGAAUUUACUGGGAUGUUAAAUGUAAAAUAUAUGUCAUGUAUUAAGUGCCAUAAACCAUAAUGUUAUGAAAAGCGAAUCGAGGUGGAAACAUGGUUAUAACACUAAUGCCACACAACACUUGUUUCAAAUUAAAUAGUAUUUUUUAUUACUAGGAACACAUUACAAACUGCAUAAGCAUUGUUACAAGAAGCAUUGAGUUGGGUGGCAUUUUAUAAAUAUGUUUCUACCCUUAGCUGUGUCCACGUAUGAUAAAUGCUUGUGUGACAAUGUCUGGAAUGCUAUUAACACCAGCUACUGUCACUAUGUCAAACUGUCCAUGAGACAAAAUGAAAAUAGCGAACCUUGAUCACUUGCUUCUUAGCAACAUGUUCUUAUUUAAAAUAGCUCGGCCUGGUGCCAAACUCAGCUCAUCCACAUGGUGAUCAAACCCUUGUCCUGUGAGACAUUAUACUUCAUAUGGACACAGCUAAUCAGACAGUCGGUAUCGGAUGAUUGGUGACCAUUUAUUUUUAUUUGUAAACUGUACUCAAAGUGCAGUCGAAAUAAAGGGUAAUAUUUAUUCAUUAGAGAAUAUAAUCGGAAGUCAAUGCAUAUUAGCGAUUAAGUGAUCAGUAACACCAUUUGUAAAUGUAUUAACAAUAUAAGUUGAUGCUUUAAU